ACUAUCAAAAUAUACCAGAGCUGCAAUUGCUCUGCUUCUAAUUUUGUUUCUAGACAACAGCACAAAAGAGGACUGCAGAGAGCAGAGAAGAAGCAAAAUGGAGAAAACGAGGUACAAGAGGCUAUCUGGAAGUCAAAACCUAAGACAACAGCUUGUAUUGUCUACAUUCACCUUCACGCCCAUUCAAAUUCACGACAUACGAACCAACGAGACAUGGCCUGGUCUCCGCAAGUACGAGGUCUCCCUCCUCAAGUUGCUCGCUUUGGUCUGCCAUGGCUGUUCUUUCGAAAUCAACGACACUGGCACUGGAUUUAAGUUCAAGCCAGGGAUAGUGAUGGGUGGGUCGAAACUGGAACACGACUGUGGUUUUGAGCGGUCUAUUGGGUAUUUCUUGGAGCCCUUGAUUUUGAUUGGCCUCUUUGCCAAGAAACCCAUUACCAUUACGCUUAAAGGACUUACAAAUGAUUCCAAGGACCCAUCUAUUGAUACCUUCCGGUCUACUACCUUUCCCAUUUUAAAACGCUUUGGAGUUCCCUCAGAAGGAUUGGAGCUGGAAAUAAAGAGUCGUGGAUGCGCUCCUAAAGGCGGUGGUGAAGUCGUUGUGGCAAUCCCAGUUGUUCAAAGUCUGACUGGAGUAACAUGGACUGAUGAGGGGUUGGUUAAGAGGAUUAGGGGUGUUACAUUCUCAAUGAGAGUGUCCGUGCAGUCUGAAAAUACAAUGGUACAUGCAGCUCGAGGAGUCUUUCAUCCCUUCCUUCCAGAUGUUCACAUAUUUACUGACCAUAGAGCUGGCCCACAAGCUGGAGAGUCACAUGGUUAUGGAAUGUCAAUAGUUGCGGAAACAACCUCUGGCUGCUAUAUCUCCGCUGAUACAACUAUUUCUCAUUCACGAGGGGAACACAUAUCUGAAGUUGACUAUGAGAAGAAAGAGCUGGUGCCUCCAAAGGAUGUUGGUUUGAAAAUUGCUUCUGUUCUGCUUGGGGAGAUUGGGCAGGGCGGAGUGGUAGAUUCAAAUCACCAGGGUUUGUUGUUUCUUCUUUGUGCAUUAUGUCCCCAAGAUGUUUCAAAAGUUCGGGUCGGAAAGCUCUCUCCUUAUGGGAUAGAUACACUCAGAAACAUCAAUGAUUUUCUCGGAGUUAAAUUUGUCAUUAUGCCAUGUGCAUCCACAAGUACUGUUCUUCUCAAGUGUGUGGGCUGUGGUUUGAGGAACCUAUCUAGAAAGAUUUUGUGAUAGUCAAAAUACAAGGUAUAUGAU
Molecule: messenger RNA, 1255 nt
Organism: Prunus avium (sweet cherry)
Lineage: Eukaryota; Viridiplantae; Streptophyta; Magnoliopsida; Rosales; Rosaceae
Source: RefSeq, a predicted model, not a curated record